Messenger RNA from Olea europaea var. sylvestris, 884 nucleotides. RefSeq lists its product as uncharacterized. The record is from RefSeq and is a predicted model, not a curated record. NCBI's taxonomy places the organism in Eukaryota, Viridiplantae, Streptophyta, Magnoliopsida, Lamiales, Oleaceae. The transcript has 2 exons. Bases 291 to 884 code for a protein of 197 amino acids.
UGAUUUCAACUUACAUGUGCAGGGGCCGAGCUUGAUCUGGAAGGAGUCAUGGACUCCAUGCCUGACCAGGGGCAGGAGGGUGAGGUGGAUCCUUUGCCUAUCCCUUCAAAGAGAAGGAGGGGGGCGACCUUGGGAGAAAGUCUCAGACGAUCAACGAGACUUCUCAGCCUUUAGAUAAGCCUCGUGAUGUGGUUCUAGCUCCUAGGCCGGGAGCUCCUAGUCGUGCGCGAUGUGAGCGCGAGGACUCGCUUCCUAGCUUUGGGUUUCCUUCCACCCGGGGCUAUCAUGAGAUGGGGGUGCUUAAGUUGUUGGUGACCCCCGCUCGAUCCAGAGCGAUUGCAGGGCGCAGCGCAGAUGACAUAGAAAGGGCUGCGGCUGUUUACCUUCAGAGGGUGGUGGCCCUCCAGACCGGACUCGUUGAGUCGAAUCGCCGUCUGGUCUCAGAGCUGAAAACUCUUACUGAAGAAAAGAAAAAGGAGGCUCAUCACCACAAGAAGAAAAUAUCCUCCUUGAGGAAAUCUCUGGAGAUGUCGGACGCUCGAGCUCGUGAGCAAGAGACGGAGAUCGACAACCUACGUUCUGUUUUGGCUCGUGCUCCUAAAGAGGCGGUUGAGAGGUAUAAAGCCUCAGAUGAGUACGCUAUAGAUCUCAAGGCGGCUGUGGAUCAGUAUAAGACAUCGUUCGAUUAUGCUAAGGCUUUGAACUCAUACGGGGGGAAGGCGAUGUCAGCAUCAAUUAAGCUCUCCAAGGAGUGGAUUAUGGCCGAACAUCCUUCUAUAGACCCCUCCGGCUUGGAUAUAUAUAUUUUUUAUUUUUUUUAUUUUUACGGCUCUCUUUCUAGUCGCGUAGGCUACGUCAACCGCAGGGGGCGAUUUGGCGAUUAA